ACAAAAUGUCAAUACAAUAGUUCAUCACGGGUUCUUUUUCUGUGGUUUCUAUGUUUUUAGAAUAGUUAGUCGGUAGAGUGAACGCGCGUUUCUUUGUUUAUAAUAUUGUAUGGGGAUUUGGCGUUGAAUAAGUUUGAGUGCUAGUGUUCUUGAUGGUUUCGGGUGACGAUUCCAAUGGUGGUCGAAUAUCGCGCAAAACGACUAGAUCCCCAAAUCGCAAGUGCAAAAAGACAGAUGCAGACCUAGCGAAAGGGUCAACGUUGCGAAAUGGUUCGCAACCUUCGGUCCAUAAGAGGAAUCUUUACGUUGUUUCUUUUCCAAUCAUUAUUUUAUUCAACAUUCUCAGGUCCAUUCUUUACCAGUUAUUCAUAAUAUUUAAGUAUUUGUAUUCGGCUUCUCAUCGGUUGAUGCACAAGCCUCGUAAGAACGGGGAAUGUAACUUGGAAGUGGUUGUGAAGGACGGUGUGGUGUCUACUGAAAUAGCGCACGGAGAAGAAAUGUCGCACAUACACAACGUGGGUCCCGGCGACCCCCUGCUAGCCAAACAAAAGCAUCACCAUCGAAAGGCUUUUGAGUAUAUUUCAAAAGCUCUCAAGAUCGAUGAGGAGAAUGAAGGUCAAAAAGAGUUGGCAAUAGAGUUAUACAAGAAAGGCAUCUACGAGUUAGAGCGUGGCAUAGCUGUGGACUGCUGGGGCGGACGCGGGGACGCCUGGCAGCGGGCACAGCGUCUCCACGACAAAAUGAAGACUAACCUUGGCAUGGCCAAAGACCGUCUACAUUUCCUCGCGAACCUAGUCGCCCUCAGUAAAUUGGGUGUAGAGAGCGAACCGGAGCGGUGCGGCAAAAAGCCUACGGAGUCCCCUCUCAAGGUUCGAAGGCCCCUAGAGAAAUCGAAGACGACGUUACUCGCCCAUACCGAAAGUAACGGUGGCCAAACCAAGUCUUCACCAGAAGUGGCCGGUCGCAAGCUGACGACCGCCGGGCGCCGAGUGCCGGGCGGCAUGGGUGGGCCGCUGAUGAAGUCCCAGACGCUACCCCGAUCCAUGGGCAGGUCCUCGUCGCAGCCAAACAGCUCCAACGGCUCGUACAGCCGGUACCCGGUCAAGCCUGCCUCGACACCGCCCGCUGUGAAAAGACAGCUCUCUGUGCCAGUGAACGGGUCUCCGGUCAGAAGAGCGGUCGGAGGCGGCUCCCAGCGAGGAACGCCCACAAGAAGCCGCACCCCACAAUCUUCGCUGUCCGUGAGGGGCGUUGACCCUAAACUAGUCCAGCUGAUCCUGGACGAGAUUGUAGAAGGAGGCCCGAAGGUGCAUUGGGACGAUAUAGCCGGCCAAGAUGCUGCGAAACAAGCGCUGCAAGAGAUGGUAGUUCUACCGUCAUUGAGGCCAGAAUUAUUCACGGGUCUGAGGUCACCGGCAAAAGGUCUCCUGCUAUUUGGACCUCCUGGAAAUGGUAAAACGCUACUGGCUCGGUGCGUAGCCGCCGAGUGUUCCGCGACGUUCUUCUCGAUAUCAGCGGCGACUUUGACGAGUAAAUACGUCGGCGACGGCGAGAAGAUGGUGCGCGCACUCUUCCAAGUCGCGAGAGAACUUCAGCCGUCGAUAAUAUUCGUGGACGAAGUGGACUCCUUGCUGUGCGAACGUUCGAGCGGGGAGCACGAGGCUUCUAGACGUCUUAAGACCGAGUUCUUAGUAGAAUUCGAUGGUCUGCCAGCCGCUGGGGCCGAUCGGCUUAUAGUGAUGGCGGCCACCAAUCGACCCCAGGAAUUGGACGAGGCGGCACUUAGACGAUUUCCUAAACGCGUGUACGUAUCGCUCCCCGAUCUACGUACGCGUAGUGCGUUACUACGUAGAGUUUUGGCUAGAGGCGCAGCCGCUUCUGCUAUAACGGAGGAUGAAUUGGCUCGACUGGCGGCACUUACGGAUGGCUACUCGGGCAGUGAUCUUACUGCCUUGUGUCGAGACGCGGCAUUAGGACCCAUCAGGGAACUGGACCCUGAGGAAGUGAAAUGCCUGGACUUGUCGUUAGUUCGGAGCAUCACGUUCCAAGACUUCAUGGACGCUUUGAAACGUAUUCGUCCAUCGGUAUCACCGCACAGUCUACUGGCAUACGAGAAGUGGUCAGUGCAAUAUGGCGACUUGGGUCUCUGAGGAAGGCGCUCUUCCAAUACAGGUAUUGACUGCAGAAGAAAGGUGAGUCACUAAUUUUAUAAGAAAGUAUUCAAAGAACAGUGUAAGAACUUGUAAGUGAUUUUAUUUUAUACAAUGCAACGCUCAAUAUCUUCGGAUCAUACUUGAGAACAAACAUUUUGUUUCCUGUUAUUUUAUCGACGGCGAUUCAGCAGUAAAGUGACAUAAUAUGUGUUUAAUGUUCGUUGAAAAUUCGAUAUUAUUGUAUUGUAAUGGAGUACGUUAUGGCGUCUAGUCAGUUUACCGGUAUUUGGAGAGCGUUAAAAAUAUUAUCUAAGUGUUUAAUGUUCGUUGUAGAUCACCGGCUUUUAUAAAUAUAACUAAAUGUGUACGGACGACGAACAAUAAUUCGUAACUUAUAAAAGAUAAUGACACUGAGGAAACAUGUAAAUCUUAUUCCUAAUAUAAAAUCAAUAAAGCCAAUCACUGACAGAUAAUGCAAUUCGACUGAAUAAAGAAGCGCUUUCGAUGUUCUAGACGUGCAAGGGAAUGCUUACGUGUGCUCAAUACUUCUUUACUCGGCCGGGUUACAUUAACCCAGUUGUAUAACCCGUCCAAAAUCAAAAGUGUGUUGUUGUUUAAUGGCCUCUAUGUCAUAAAUGCGCUUUUGAAAAGGCAGUGUUAUCCUUUUGGCUUACAUGAAGAUGAAAAUUUGUUGUUUGACAUUUUUGAAAGUGAGAAAGAGAGAGAUUCUGAUAAAAUUAACCAUUAAUGUACUAAUCUGUGAAAAUAAACCCUAUCUUUUGAAUAUAAAAUUAUGAAUGAAGUUAUUCUACGCUAUUGUUGUUUUUAUUAACUUAAUUGCAUCAGUAUAUAAAUAAUAAUUUGAUUUGUAUUACAUAUAACUUGCUUUAUCUUUGAAAAUGAUGAAUAAAAUUGUUAUAUAAUAAUAGUCUUCACACUUUCUCAAGUAGUACCUCAUUUAGUUAGAUAAAAUAUUUAUUAAUUUGUUGCAUUAAUUUUUAUUGUAGCUAUAUACAAACCAAAUUUUUGUAAAUUGACAGCCCUUAUAUUUUGAAACCCAGGAUCCCUAUUAGAAACCUUUAAAAAAUGUAAUUAUUAUAGUUUUAUUUUAAGAAAUCGUACAAACUAGCUGUACUUUAAUAGGGUUGUCAAUCUGCCAGUGAAAUGAAAUAGCAUUUUAGUUCUUUGUAGAAUAUUACUUUUACCAUUAUUUAUUUAAAUUGUAUUUUUUUUAUAUUUAUACGUAAUAGAUUAUAUUGUUAUUUAUUACCGAACCAUGUGACUAUUUGCCUAUUUUGACAUUUCUAUUGUUCUGUGUAUAGAACAAAUACCAUAUUACCACCACUCUGCCAUUUGCAUUUUAACAUACUCUCGGCUUGGUGCGAAGACUUCGCCUGAAAUGUAUUGAAAUUAAAUUUACACUGCUUUAUUUUAUGUGAUGGAUUCAUACAUCGUUUGAUAAUCAAAAUUGUUUUCAUGUGACUGUUGACAUAAUAUAUUUUUAUAAUUGUCUAUGAAAUUUUUAUUUUGAUUGAAAUUUGUUAAAAAAAAUCUAUUGAUCUUUACGUUAUAUUUUAAUGUUAUAUCAAUAAUGAAUUGUUUUAUUAAUAGUAGCAGUUUUCAUAUUUAAUGCUCUUUUAAUAUACAACGUUUAUUGUAAUGCUGCAAAUCUUAUGAGUAGUUUGUGUUAUUAUCAACAACGUUAUUAAAAACGGUUUUUAAUAUCGUUGGUUAUUAUUUAUAAUUAAUGAUUUGAACAGUGAAAAAGGGUAGUUGCCAUUUCCUUUACACUUUAAGCUGAGAACAAAAAGUUUGCUCAAUACAUACUGUAUCAUUGUGUAUUUGAGCAGAGGAAAAAAAACUAAUGAUAAUAUAAAAUAAAUAUAUUUUCAUAAUAGUUUGUUGUAACAAAUGUGUCUAUCUCUUCGAUUUAAUGUUAUUAUUGGAUUAAUAUCAAUUAUUGGACCACGCGAUUGCAUAUUAUAGUGUCGAAAUAGUGUGCCAUUUUCAAGUAUUUUACGCGACUAAUCGAAUGGACAAUCGAGAUCAUAUUCCACUUUGCCAAAUAACAAACAGCGAUAUUUGUAGGAUUCAAAAAUUUGUAUCAUUGUUGUUAAACAUUUGCGUGUACAGUGGGACUACGCAAAAAUUUGAGCGCUUUGGCAUACUGUAUUCAAUGUUUUAUUAGGCUUUCGCCCAAGAUUUUCAUAACCGAAUUGUAUAAGUUGCGGCACGAAACUGUAGCGCUGACUGUUAUUACGCAGAAGUAAAAAUUAAGAUGUCUUGGGGGGAAACGAGGUGCGCGGGUGGGUGGGCGUGCGUUGCGCUGAUUGGCUCUCUAGUCGUACCCAUGCGCAGCUAUCCCCUCCGUGUUUUGUUCGGCGCUAGAGUUACGUGCCGCGACCUGUAUAAAAUCUUUCGACUAAUAUAAAAAAUAUAUAUUUAAAUUAACAUACUUCCCAUCAUUGUUAUUUCACUAUACAUUCUCGAUUGUUCUGGUCGCUUACUCAGCAAGUUGAGUCAAGUUACUGCCUCUCAAUAUGCAUUAAUUAGACCACGAAUUCUCAUGUGACUUGAUGUAAUUUGUGUCUUUUGAUUAUAUACACACCUAGGUAGAGCAAUCCAAUUAAAACAGGCAAAGAAAACGCCUCAUGUUACGUGCAAUGAUGCGUGACUUUAAUGUCAAAUUGUUUGAAAACAGUCAAUGCCGGCGUGCUGCGUGUGAAGCGAUGAGCUUAUCUAUCAUAUGUAGUAGAUAUUUUUGGGUCGCUUUUAUGCAGUUUAUACGAUAUCUACGCGUGUAUAUAUUCAAAAUUUGUGUCAUUUCUAUAUAUAUUUUUUAUUGUAUUGUAGUCUUUUAUAAAAAGAGGUUUUGUCUAGGCCACCAGUAAUUGAAUAACUGAUUAAGGUAAUUGGAAGUGCAGAUAACUUAUAUCGGCGCACGCGUUUAUUUCAAUGUAUUAAUUCGCGAACUUAAUGACCGUGUAAGCCAAAACGUAGUUAACAUAGUUCUCUAUAGUUAUUCCUAACAAAAGACAGCGAUUAGCGGUUAGUGCAUUUAACUUAGCAUCUAACAUUAAUUAUAGUAAAUAGUUGAUAAAUAAUGUUGUUUCAGAUAAAUAUUUACGCAAUCAAAAGGUGUGUGACCCGGUUUGUAUAAAAUAUCUUUUUCCGUCUUUUAAUUUAUUCGAAACGAACUUUUAGUUUGUAAGUACUGAUGUUGAAAUUCUAUUCUAGUAAUGCUGAAACUGUUUUCUAGCAAACAUUUUCUGGCAUUUUGAAACAAUGUUAUCUUUAAAGUUACCUGUUACUUUCAAGCGAAUUAUAUUAUAAUAACGAACUUCUCUGUUUGUACGUAAAAUUACCAGAUUUUUAUGCUUAAACAGACCUAGUCACAAACCUGAUACCAUGUAGAUACGCUUUGUAAUUGUAGACCUACCAUUCCUAGAGAUAAUUAAGUCAGAUAUAGCAUUUGAGUUCUGCACUUUAGAUAGCAAAAUAUGAAACAAAAAUUGUAGGCGAACUGAACAGAUGUUUCAGGUAAAGUUUUCAAGACCCGGUGUUUAUUACUCCAAAAUACAAAAUUUGAUUAUCAGUAUCUUAGACAUCUAUGUUACUCCAUAUUAUAAUAACGGCAAACUGUUAAAUACAAAAUGAAAUUUAUAUAAAUGUGUGUAGAGAUUUCUGGUCUCUCUAAUCGCAAUUGUAAACCUUCUAGCAGUACGGCGUCUUCCCAAAUGUUUGUAACUAUUAUAAUAUAACGCACGGGCGUAGCCGGGUUUUAGUAUCGGGAGGGGGUUCAAGAAAAUAAAAUUACUGAAAGCAUGCAAUAACCUUUAUAUUAAAUGAAAAAUAUGUAAAAAAAAAGAAACGGAAGGUUAAUUAGAUUACAUAUGCACUACAGAAUUAAUCUUCUGUUUUUUUUUAAAUAUAUCCCAUCAAUCAUCUCUCAUCAAUAUUCGCAUCAAUUUCUAUCCCAUAGUGAAUAUUCAUGUGAGCCAAGAGUAAAGGGUGAAUCUAAAAUAAAUUAUUAGUGUAAUAAUUAUUACUAAUUAAAUAAGCUAUGUCGCUCGCCUCUCCCUAUUUUAAUAUUAUUGAUAUCUUAACUUUUCGGGGAGGGGGGGGGGGAGGGGUUUAACCCCCAAAACCCUCCCCCUGGCUACGCCCGUGAUAUAACGUUACAAUCAAUACACCGGGUCAGAGCAUAGUGUGAGUGUGAAGCUAGUAUGAUGUAUAUUUUAUUCAAACGGGCUUGCGACAAAAUGUAAAAAAUAAGGGAGUUAAUACAUUCAUUCCUUUCUAUCGCAUUGGAAACUUCGUUUUUCCAGAGCGAGAUAGCUAGUGUUGGCCGACCUACUAUCGAUUUAAGACGCAAGCAAUUCACGACCCAUUAAAUUGCCUCAACUGUGUAUGUUUUCUCACUUGUGAACAGGUAUUAUGUUUUGUAAUGUCUUAACAUUAAAACGAUUUCCACUCUUUUUUCAAUACAAUAAAGGCUCCGGCAAUGUCAAAUUGUCACCAACGACUAAGUAUUUCACUGUAUGACCUAAUUUAGGUACAUUUUGUCUGAGCUCGGCUGAAUAGUGCGUAGGCGCAUCGUUUCGUUUAAGGAACCAAUCAUGUGAGAAUUGGAUGUUCAUAAGUCUGAGAAUAUUGACAUAUUAAUGUACUUACUCCAUCUUGUACCGUCAGUCGAUAUUGAACCUGAUUUAAUGAAGUUAAUAUUCUUUGGAGUAAUUUUUGGAAUGUGAUUUAAUAUGCUUCAAUGUAACGUAAAUCAUAACGUAAUAAAAGCGACGUCGAAAUAGGUCUUCAAAAAACGGACUGUACAAGAUUGUAAAUAAAUGGAACGUUAAGUGUGGGUAGUGGUUAAUUUAAGAGAUUGUCACGUAUGAAACGAGACGCAUUUUUUGAGGAAUUAAGAAAAGUUCUGAUGAGGAACGAUGAAGUGUCAAAUGAGAUACUGUCAGCUUCCAAAAUAUUCAACAUUCGACUUUAUUACAAUGUGUUAAGGUGGACGAUUCCGCGAUAGUGCUUUUAUAUUUUCCAAGCUGACAAUACAUACAUAUUAAUAGAAGGGCAAGUGUGCAACAGUUUUGUCAAGCGCACAAGAAGCUUGACAUAUCGUUGACAAAAAAUAGUUUUUACAGAACAAUGCAUAGUGUACUCCUGUAUUAGGUUAAAAAUAUAUUUCACGUCCUUGUGUCGUAUGUCUAUUAUCUUAAAGUUUUUUUAAAGUCUUAUCGCAAUCUUCUUAACCACAGUAGGUACAAAUAUACGAAAUAUUUGCAGGUUGUGAGAAUCUGCGUUAUUAAAAAAUUACCAGUAAGUUUUAACAUGUAUUCCUUGUGCUAAAGAAUGAAGAAAUAACGUUCUAAAUUAUAAUUUAUUUGGUUGUGGUGCUCUAAGGAAAAUAUUUAGAUACUGCUAUCACUAUUGAUAAAUACAGCAGUAGCAAUUUAUUUCUGGUUUUACGAGUAAUCAUCUACGAUAAUGUUGACUUAUUGAUUUUAUAACACUAGUCUAAAUUGAAUACUAAAAUUAUUGUUAGUUAUAUUACCCCGUGUUUUGAUAACUUAUUAAUUACCUUGGCUACAUAUGUUCUGAGCCCAGGGUAGAUUGAAAUAAAAUGUCCCUAAAUUUUUGGAUUAGUUAAAAAGCAUCACUUUCUACUCGAGAUAAAUGAAACAGCAAUAUUUUUACUACUCAGUAAAAAGACAUUUCGUUAACAAGAAUAUCAAAAUCUUUUUUUUGGAUUGCCUAGUCCUUGAAAAACUGGUGAAACAGUCGUAAAAAAGGUCAGACAUUGUGUAGCUUCGCUUUUACUCGAAAAACGAUUAAAAAAAUACAAGUUACGUCACAGAUUCAAUGUAACCUAAUUUGGCGGAGCCCGAAACUGGCAUGUUUCUCUAUAUCUAAACUAAAAUUUGACAUUCGUGUAUCCAUGAGGUCUUUACAGAAUCGCAAGGAGAGACUGUUAUCAAAAUUGAUUUUAAGUUAAGAGAAUCAUGCGAAAUCCAAACCCUUUGUCUAACUAAACAGAAAAGUAACUGAAUAUCCAAUUAUGACACUUAUACGCUUUACUGUAACGGGCAAAUAUUUUAUUGCUCAAAAUCUUAUACCAUACAGGGCUAACAUUAUGAAUUUAAUGAUAAUAACUAUUAAGGGUGUUGAUAUCAUUAUUAUAGCUUCGCUUCGCUGUGAUAUUGAUGAUGAACCCAAUGCCUUAUAAACUUAAUUUUUUGCGCACCUUUUGGGAAUAUAACGCUCGAUUUUAUUAUUACGAUUCGUUUGGUAUGCUUAUUUGUGUUGUGAAUUUCAAUUAUUAUUUAGCUAUUUGUUGUUGAAAUUUCUGGCUUAGUGAUGAAUUUCAAAUUGAUCUCAAUCCUUAAUAUUAGUUAUGCCGACUGAUUUGACGUAAUAAUACUUACAUAUAUGUAUCUUGUAAAAUGUGUGUUUUUAUUAAAAUUAUUGCAGUAUGUAAUUGUUGUAACAUAUUUGUUUAAAUUAUAAUAAAAUUAUUGUUUCUAAACAUUUAAAACUUCACACCAAUCAGCAACCAAACGACAAAAUUUUAAGAUAUCGAGCUUCAUAAAUACUUUAUAAGUGGAUUUUUGUGACUGAUUGUUACUUAUACUUAAAACUGGACACGUGAUUAUAUUAAAUAAUAUUUGGAAUUAAUGACUUGCUUUAAGUGUCGUUAAAACUUAAAUCGUUGAGAUUUAAUAAAAGAAAGGGCCUUGUGAGAAUGAUAUUAAAAGAUUUAAAAACUAACAACAGGGUCCGUACUAUGAACUCGUAUAGAACAUAUAAAUGAGCAUAUUCAACUCAAACUGAUCUUUAUUACUGAG
Messenger RNA from Chilo suppressalis (striped riceborer), 9004 nucleotides. Lineage: Eukaryota; Metazoa; Arthropoda; Insecta; Lepidoptera; Crambidae. The record is from the annotation of a GenBank genome assembly.